Molecule: messenger RNA, 661 nt
Organism: Camelus dromedarius (Arabian camel)
Lineage: Eukaryota; Metazoa; Chordata; Mammalia; Artiodactyla; Camelidae
Product: large ribosomal subunit protein eL34-like
Exons: 1
Coding region: 214-561 (115 amino acids)
Biological process (GO): translation
Cellular component (GO): ribosome; cytosolic large ribosomal subunit
Molecular function (GO): structural constituent of ribosome
Source: RefSeq, a predicted model, not a curated record
CAGGCCAGUUGAAGAAAGUGCCAUAGGCCUCCCCUGGAGUUUCCUUCCAUGACACUCAGGUUUUUGAACUUUGGUUUCUGGAAUUGUAGUGGUGGGUUUUCUUCCUUCUGUGGUCCUCUCUUCUUGAAGCCCUGGAAACCCGCAGACCUAGGCCAUUUGUUGAUUUAAAGGUAGGAUUGGCUCUUCCGGGGACCGUAUCUAGAGGCAUUCAGAAUGGUCCAGUGUUUGACAUACUAUCAUAGGCUUUCCUACAGUACAGCCUCUAACAAAGCUAGGCUGUCCCAAACUUCUGGUAAUAGAAUUGUUUACCUUUAUACCAAGAAAGUUGGGAAAGCACCAAAAUUCACAUGCGGCGUGUGCCCAGGCCGACUUCGAGGAGUUCGUGAUGUGAGACCUCAAGGUCUUAUGAGACUGUCUAAAACAAAAAAGCAUGUCAGCUGGGCUUAUGAUGGUUCCCUGUGUGCUAAACGUGUCUGUGACAGGAUCAAGUGUGCUUUCCUUAUUGAGGAGCAGAAAAUCAUUGUGAAAGUAUUGAAAGCACAAGCACAGAGUCAAAGCUAAAUAAAAAAUGAAGCUUUUUUGAGUGAUAAAAAAAUGAAACAGCAAAAAAAUAAAAAAAUAAAGGUAGGAUUGACUGAGUAGUGACUACUGGCUUCCUAUU